AUGACAUAUAAGACAGGGUUCCAUCUGUAUGCAGGCUUCACUAUGACAUAUAAGACAGGGUUCCAUCUGUAUCCAGGCUUUACUAUGACAUAUAAGACAGGGUUCCAUCUGUAUCCAGGCUUUACUAUGACAUAUAAGACGGGUUCCAUCUUAUGCAGGCUUACUAUGACAUAUAAGACAGGGUUCCAUCUGUAUGCAGGCUUUACUAUGACAUAUAAGACAGGGUUCCAUCUGUAUGCAGGCUUUACUAUGACAUAUAAGACAGGGUUCCAUCUGUAUGCAGGCUUUACUAUGACAUAUAAGACAGGGUUCCAUCUGUAUGCAGGCUUACUUGACAUAUAAGACAGGUCCAUCUGUAUGCGGCUUUACUAUGACAUAUUAAGACAGGGUUCCAUCUGUAUGCAGGCUUACUAUGACAUAUAUAGACAGGUUCCAUCUGUAUGCAGGCUUUACUAUGACAUAUAAGACAGGGUUCUAUCUGUACACUGUACCUAUCGACCUAACUACAGGUACUACGUACUGUACCAUCUGUACCCACUCUGUACUACUAUACCCUACUAUGUACUACUGUACCUACUACUGUACUACUAUACCACUUACGAGUACCACUGUACCCUAUACGUACACUGUUACGUACCUACUACUUUACUACUAACUGUACCUACUGACUUACCCUACUACUGUACUACUGUACCCUACUACUGUACUACUGUACCCUACUACUGACCCUGCUACUAUACUACUGUACCCUACUACUGUACUACUGUACCCUACUACUGUACUACUGUACCCUACUACUGUACCACCUACCCUUUACACUGUACCCUACUACUGUACCCUACUACUGUACUACUGUACCCUACUACUGUACUACUGUACCCUACUACUGUCCACUGUACCCUACUACUGUACCCUACUACUGUACCACUGUACCUACUACUGUACCCUACUACUGUACUACUGUACCCUACUACUGUACCCUACUACUGUACUACUGUACCCUACUACUGUACCCUACUACUUGCCACUGUACCCUACUACUGUACCACUGUACCCUACUACUGUACCCUACUACUGUACCACUGUACCCUACUACUGUACACUGUACCCUUAUAUGUACACUGACCCAUACUAUGUCCACUGUACCCUACUACUGUGACACUGUACCUACUACUGUACCCUACUACUUGUCCACUGUACCUACUACUGUACCUACUACUGUCACUGUACCCUAACGUACCUUACCCUACUACUGUACCCUACUACUGUACUACUGUACCCUACUACUGUACCCUACUACUGUACUACUGUACCCUACUACUGUACCACUGUACCCUACUACUGUACCCUACUACUGUACCACUGUACCUACUACUGUACCACUGUACCCUACUACUGUACCCUACUACUGUACUACUGUACCCUACUACUGUACCUACCUACUACUGUACCCUACCUUAUGUACCCUAUUACCACUGUACCCUACUACUGUACCUACCUAUGCUGUACCCUACUAUGCUAACUUAUAUGAUCCUAAAGAAACUGCCCAUAUGUAACGUACUACACUUUAUUGUCCUAUUGUACUCUGUACACUUUACUAUGACUAUAAGACAUUUCCACUGUAUGCAGCCUUCACUAUGACAUAUAGACAGUCCAUCUGAUCCCAGGCUUUACUAUGACCUAUAGACAUCCUCUAUCACUUUACUAUGACUAUAAGACAGUUCCAUCUUAUGCAGCUUUACUAUGACAUAUAAGACAUUCCAUCUGUACCUUACUAUGACAUAUAGACAGGUCUCUGUACACUUUACAUACAUAUAAGACAGGUCCAUUGUAUCAGCUUACUUGACAUAUAAGACAGUCCACUGUACACUACUAUGACUAUGCCCUCCACUGUACACUUACUAUGACAUAUAACAGGUCCACUGUAUCAGGCUUUACUAUGACAUAUAAGACAGGUUCCAUCUGUAUGCAGGCUUACUAUGACAUAUAAGACAGGGUUCCAUCUGUAUGCACUUCACUAUGACUAUAAGAAGGGUUCCAUCUGUAUCCAGCCCCUUUACUAUGACAUAGUACACCUUACUAUACUCAGACUAUACUACACAGUCACUAUGACUGUCUCUACCAAGACCACUACGUACUAUCCCACUACUGCUUGUCCUCUUACACUAUAUAUUACUAUAGUAAGACUAACGUCAUUUAAUAUCCCUUUACCACAUUCCACUGUACUCUACUUCUAUGACUACUAGUACUAUAUACACGUUACUGUACCUAUACUCCCUACUAUCAGUACUACUACGUACCCUAUAUGUCUCUACACACCCCUCCUUACUACUGUGCCACUGUACCUACUACUGUACCCUACUACUGUGCCACUGUACCUACUACUGUACCCUACACUGUGCCACUUGUACCACGGUACCAUACUACUGUACCUGUACCCUACGACUGUACCCUACUUACUGUGCCACGACCCUACUACGUGCCACUGUUACCCUACUACUGUCCCUAUACUGUGCCACUGUAAGAACCUACUACUGUACCCUACUACGGUGCCACGGUAACCUACACUUACCCUACUACGUACCACUAGACUGACUACUGUACCCUACUACUUGACCCCUAUACUGUGCACUGUACCCUACGACUGUACCACUGUACCCUACUACUUACCCUAUACUGUACCACGGUACCCUACGACUGUACCACUGUACCCUACUACUGCGUACCCUACUACGUACUACUGCUAACCCUACUACUGUUACCUACUACUGUACCCUACUUACUGUACCUUAUUACGUACCUCCUACUGUACCCUACUACUGUACCCUACUACUUGCUACAUGUAUGAUCUAGAAGAAACUGCCCAGUGAUGUAUACAGUAACAUAACACUAUUAUUGUCUCAUAAUUGUGACAUCUGUAUGCAGGCUUUACUAUGACAUAUAAGACAGGGUUCCAUCUGUAUGCAGGCUUCACUAUGACAUAUAAGACAGGGUUCCAUCUGUAUCCAGGCUUUACUAUGACAUAUAAGACAGGGUUCCAUCUGUAUCCAGGCUUUACUAUGACAUAUAAGACAGGGUUCCAUCUAUAUGCAGGCUUUACUAUGACAUAUAAGACAGGGUUCCAUCUGUAUGCAGGCUUUACUAUGACAUAUAAGACAGGGUUCCAUCUGUAUGCAGGCUUUACUAUGACAUAUAAGACAGGGUUCCAUCUGUAUGCAGGCUUUACUAUGACAUAUAAGACAGGGUUCCAUCUGUAUGCAGGCUUUACUAUGACAUAUAAGACAGGGUUCCAUCUGUAUGCAGGCUUUACUAUGACAUAUAAGACAGGGUUCCAUCUGUAUGCAGGCUUUACUAUGACAUAUAAGACAGGGUUCCAUCUGUAUGCAGGCUUUACUAUGACAUAUAAGACAGGGUUCCAUCUGUAUGCAGGCUUUACUAUGACAUAUAAGACAGGGUUCCAUCUGUAUCCAGGCUUUACUAUGACAUAUAAGACAGGGUUCCAUCUGUAUGCAGGCUUUACUAUGACAUAUAAGACAGGGUUCCAU
This is a messenger RNA of Coregonus sp. 'balchen', 3545 nucleotides long. Lineage: Eukaryota; Metazoa; Chordata; Actinopteri; Salmoniformes; Salmonidae. The record is from the annotation of a GenBank genome assembly.